Messenger RNA from Trypanosoma grayi, 351 nucleotides. RefSeq lists its product as hypothetical. The transcript has a single exon. Bases 1 to 351 code for a protein of 116 amino acids. The record is from RefSeq and is a predicted model, not a curated record. Lineage: Eukaryota; Euglenozoa; Kinetoplastea; Trypanosomatida; Trypanosomatidae.
AUGCGAUGUGAUGUGCACCCCGAAAUGCACACUGGGCCACAGCCGUUGCGCGCUCAGCACCGCCGGCUGACGGUCGGCCAGUUCCAACGUUUGCACGCCGGCUGGAGCCAAGCAAGUCCUCAUUCUUGCUGCCCUAACGGCACCACUCCGCGAGCGACACUUGGUCACACGAGGACGCCACGGUGCCGGAAUAAUGAAAAGCCAAAGGCAAAAAAAAAAACAAUAAGCACAAAGAUGGAGGAGCAGGCACGUACAAAUGGUGUGAAGGCCCGAGGAGAGCACAUUAACAUCAUAAAUAUAAUGCCUUGCGCCUCUGCGAUAGAAAAAAAAUGUGAUUCAGUUUCCUUCUGA